AUGUAUAUUUAUUAAAAUGUUCUGAAAUCUUAACUUGAAGAAUUAUAAUAUGUGAGAACUGAAUACAAGGGUGAAAACACAGAACUUAUUGCAAAGACUUUAGCAGAGGCUUAUACGAAAAAAAAUGACUUAUUUAAAGCAUUGAAUAUAGAAUAUGCUUAGAUGUAUGAAGAAUUUAGGUCUUUUUUAAUAAAACAUGCAUAUAAAUGGAUUCUAGUUUACUAUGAGAAAUAAUCAUAUGAGAAAAACAUCUUUAACAUAGUAGCAAUAAUUUCUUAUACUGAUAUCAACGACCUAAAACCUAAUGAAUAAGAAUAACAAAUAUCAAAUUAUGAUAUUGUCCCACAAAUCAGCAAAGUCAGACAAUAUAUUCGACUUAAGGCUUUGAAGUACUUUUUUGAUAGGUAUCAUCCAAAGUAUGGAGAAUAUUGUGUGACAGGAGCAUUUGCAUUUUCUGCCAAAUUUAUGGGGGCAAGACAUUCUCUCAGAAUAUAUGCUGAUUCCAUAGAGUUUAUUCAAUCCAAAGGAUAUAAAUAUGGUUUUGGAUGGACAGCAAAUGAUAUCGCUAAAAACUUAUAUGACAAGCUUCAUCUUCUACUUAGAGAAGAAUAAUCUUUAGAAAAGUUAUAUGUAGAAGAGACCAAAAUCUAUCCCUAUAGCAACAUAAAAAUGAUUCAAGUGCUAUAUAUAGGUGACGUUGAUUAAUCUGUAAUAAAAUUAAGAAAUAUUUUGAGUAAUAAAUAAAAUUGA
Paramecium tetraurelia is the source of this 750-nucleotide messenger RNA. RefSeq lists its product as uncharacterized. The transcript is spliced from 2 exons. The record is from RefSeq and is a predicted model, not a curated record. Lineage: Eukaryota; Ciliophora; Oligohymenophorea; Peniculida; Parameciidae.